This is a messenger RNA of Limulus polyphemus (Atlantic horseshoe crab), 1680 nucleotides long. Its product is annotated as ras association domain-containing protein 10-like. NCBI's taxonomy places the organism in Eukaryota, Metazoa, Arthropoda, Merostomata, Xiphosura, Limulidae. The record is from RefSeq and is a predicted model, not a curated record. Gene Ontology annotation, biological process: signal transduction. The transcript is spliced from 2 exons. Bases 499 to 1680 code for a protein of 393 amino acids.
AACGGAGAAUUGAGCAGCUCGAGCAUGAUGUGUCCAGCCUCACAAGAGGUUUCACGUGUUGCUUGCCGCCACACAGUCCCUGCCAGCCUCUUCCCGAUCUGUCUCUUGGCUGUCAUGUGACUUUCUCUUAACUCCAAUGAAACAGGGUUUCUCCCCACACCUAGCUACUCGAGAGAUGCUCGACUUGAUCACUCGUUAGGACUCACACAUGUGGGUAGCGACGAAGAUAUCUUUGACGUGUGUUGUGGGAGGAAAGUUACCACGUUAAGGUAUACGAGACUGUAAUACUCUUCUGACAGUAAAGUCUUUCAACUUUGCACCACAUGUGAAAGAAAAAUAACCUGUAGUUGAGGAAAGAACAUUUAGGAUUACACAGCUACAGUCUUGUUUGGUUUGUUCGAGAUUAAAGAACUAAGCCUUAUCGGCGCCAGCACGGGAAUCUAGUUUCUCAGGAGAUUUUGGUUCCCCAGAGUUGAAAGUCAUUGAUGGUGCUACGGGAUGGGUGCCGAAAUACCUGUGUGGGUAGGAGGCUUUCAGAAAUGGGUAACCGGAGUUACUAAGUCAACUACGUGUGAAGACAUUGUUCAAGCUGUUCUAUCUUCCAGCCCAAGAAGCAAGGAGCAGAAAGGAGAGAAAGAUCACAAGAGUUAUACAAUUGUUGAAAGAUGGCGGAAAGUGGAACGGCCUUUGGAAGGAAAGUCUCGAAUUCUGAAAGUGUGGAAGACGUGGGGAGAAGAACAAUGUAAUGUGAGGUUUUUGCUUAAACGGGUUCAUCCACACACAUAUAAGGAUCUCAGAACAACCAGGAGGAAAACCGGAAAAGUCAUAGCGAACAACAGUCGUUAUAAAACGCUAUAUUCUAAAAGAACUAAAUCAGGAGAUAAUACAGUGUGUAAGUCGGAUUAUGUAGAUAGAAUCAAGAAAAUUGUAAUGUCUCAAGAAGAGAAGAUCAGGAGCCAGCAUCAGGAGUUGCAAGAUAAAGAUGAUGAGAUUGAGUACUACGAAACAAAAAUACACAUAGUUAGAAUGGAAGAAAGAGGUGUCAAUUAUCUUAUAGAUACUUAUCUGGGAGAGACGAGUGAAGAAGAAAGUGGAAGCCAGGCUUCAGUAGGAGGAAUUGAACAAACAGCGCAUUUAUACGAGAAGGUUCUUUCUUUAUGUGAAAGAAUCGACAAGGAAGAAGAAAACAUCAAGGACCUCUCAUCCAGGAUCAGGCUUUCUGUUGCUCUCGGAGAGGAGAACGAUGAGGAAGAAAAUAAAUUAAACGAUGAUAAAAAGAGGCUUCCUUUACCCGAUGUUACUUCUUGUAGUAAUACAAAACUGUCGGAUGACUUGCUAGGUAUCCAAAAUGAGAUUACAAGACUCGUCACUGUUAACGAUACCCAGAGGACUACGAUCAAACAGAAUGAGGACACGAUCAGAGAGUACGGUCAGAUUAUUAACGAAAAGUAUUUACAUUUACAUCAACUUCAGCUAGAUUUAGAACGUGAAGAAAGGGAAACAAAAAUACUUCAAGAAGAACUGUCUAUAAUUCAAAAUAGUCAUGUAGAUUCACAACCAACUUGUGCUACCACUUCCUCUGAGGUCCCUGAAAUCGGAGACUCGAACUCUGAUACGGGACUUAGUUCUCUACACAGUGGAAGUGACGAUGGUGCUUGCGUACUGGAUACAUUAGUAUGA